AGCACGGCUCGUCUCGCCUGGGCUCGGCUCGGCAUGGGUAGCCCGCGGCGCUUGCUGCUGAUCUCCAACUCCACCCUGCACGGAGGGGGGUACCUGGGCCACUGCCAGCAGCACAUCCAGAGCUUCCUCGGGCAGAAGGUGAAGCGGGUGCUGUUCAUCCCCUACGCCCUGCACGACCGGGACGCCUACGCCCGCACGGCCAGGGAGAAGUUUGAAAGCCUGGGUUAUGGGCUGGACAGCAUUCAUGAAUCUUGUGAUCCAGUGGAAGCUGUAAGGAAAUCUGAAGCAAUAUUUAUUGGAGGUGGCAACACAUUCCGUCUCCUGAAAGCUCUUUAUGACAACUGUCUGAUACAUGAGAUCAGGAAGAGAGUUCUUGAGGAUGGGAUUCCUUACAUGGGAUCCAGCGCAGGAACCAACGUUGCUACUGUCAGCAUCAAUACCACCAAUGACAUGCCAAUUGUUUAUCCACCUUCCCUGCAGGCUCUAGGAUUAGUUCCUUUUAAUAUUAACCCCCACUACCUGGACCCAGACAUUAAAAGAACUCACAUGGGUGAGACAAGAGAGGAAAGAAUCCUCCAGUACCAUGAAGAACCAAACACCCCUCCAGUUCUGGGCUUGCGGGAAGGUACCAUGCUGUUAGUGGAAGGAGAUAAAGCCACGCUGCAGGGAGUGACAGGAGCACGUCUGUUUUUGAGGGGUAAGAAACCAACUGAACAUGAGCCUGGAACAGAUUUCAGUUUCCUCCUGACUGACAGCAAGCUCCUGAAUCCAUAGCCUUCCACAUUCUGCAGCAAAAGUUACUAUAUAGGGAAGACAAUGAGGGAAAAGGAAAGAGAUGCUUGUCCCAGAGUGGGUGAGGUACUUCAGCUUUAUAAAUAAAGAUCAAUAUGCAUUA
This is a messenger RNA of Haemorhous mexicanus (house finch), 895 nucleotides long. Its product is annotated as alpha-aspartyl dipeptidase-like. NCBI's taxonomy places the organism in Eukaryota, Metazoa, Chordata, Aves, Passeriformes, Fringillidae. Gene Ontology annotation, molecular function: serine-type peptidase activity. The record is from RefSeq and is a predicted model, not a curated record. Gene Ontology annotation, biological process: proteolysis. The transcript is spliced from 8 exons. The coding region runs from base 34 to 774 and encodes 246 amino acids.